Ctenopharyngodon idella (grass carp) is the source of this 5034-nucleotide messenger RNA. Its product is annotated as gastrula zinc finger protein XlCGF7.1-like. The coding region runs from base 793 to 1764 and encodes 323 amino acids. The transcript is spliced from 2 exons. Lineage: Eukaryota; Metazoa; Chordata; Actinopteri; Cypriniformes; Xenocyprididae. The record is from RefSeq and is a predicted model, not a curated record. Gene Ontology annotation, biological process: regulation of cytokine production; regulation of immune system process; negative regulation of transcription by RNA polymerase II. Gene Ontology annotation, cellular component: nucleus.
UAUCUUUAUUUUAUCCUCAUGUGCACAUUAUUCCUUUAUGAAACUACACGUUUUUUGCAUGUUUUUUCUUUUUUUUUAGUCUGUGAAAUUCCAUCUUUAUUUGCGAAAUGAUGAAGUUUUUGAAACGGAUGCUGUUUGUCUUCUUUCACUUCGAUUGGGUCUUAAAUAAUUAAAUAAUUCAAUUAAAGAAGGGCAAAUUAAAAACAAAAUGAAAGUGCCAACUUUUAGCUACUUCUUUAUGGUAUUUUAGUCAUGAUCUUCUCAAAAGAUCACUCUCUGGAGUUCCGCCAGUAGAGGGCGCUCGUGCAACCGAAGCAAUGACACACAUCCGAGUCUAGGAGAAGAAGAGAAGUGAGCGAGGGAAGGGAACAUAAACAUGAGAAGUGGAACACAGCCGUUCAUUCUGCGCUAAAACUGUUCUUUUUCAGACUGUGAGUAACGUUACAUUCAUUUUAUCAUUUAUUAGGAGAAAUCUAAAUCCAAACGAAUAAACGAGUCAGUUCAUUUACAUUUACAUUACGCUCGUGAAACGUAAACACGUUACUGACUGUUUUUUCACAUUACAAUUUGUGAAGAUUAUGAUUUUUGUUUUCAUUUUAUGUAAUGAAACCCGGUAAACAGUUUUUAUAUCUAAAGUAACACCAUCAACAUAAAAAUCAGCUAGAGGAGUUAAAUUAUUUCUAAACAGUUGUUUGAUCAAAACAUUUGCACCUGGAAAAUUGAGAGUGAUUGUAAGUGCAAGCAAGCAGGAGGAAUUACUGCAGGAGAAACUACUGACAUACUAUUGUAAAGAUGGAGUUUGAGGAAGAACCCUGCAGAAUAAAAGAUGAAGAUACAGAGGAACAAAUAGACAUGAUGGAAGUGAAUGAAGACAAACGGCAGACAAAUGAAGAUGGAAAUGCAGUCGAUUCAAAUACUGAAGAGAAUUUCACACAAAAACAAGCUGGAAAAUCUGGAGUCGAAGGAUUUUUCACCUGCUCUGAGUGUGGAAAGGGUUUCAUUCAGAAGGGAAACCUUAACAGACACGUGAAAAUUCACACUGGAGAAAAACCAUUCACAUGCACUCAGUGUGGAAAGGGUUUCAGACAUAAAGGACACCUAAAUGACCACAUGAGAAUUCACUCUGGAGAAAAACCGUUCACCUGCUCUGAGUGUGGAAAGAGUUUCUGUCGCAAAGAGGAUGUAAAUGUGCACAUGAGAAUUCACACUGGACAAAAUCUGUUCACAUGCACUCAGUGUGGAAAGAGUUUCAUUCAGAAAGGAGGCCUAAAUGUGCACAUGAGAUCUCACACUGGAGAGAAGAAUUAUACAUGCACUCAGUGUGGAAAGAGUUUCGGUUACAAAAGCGUUCUCAACACUCAUCUGCUCUCUCACACUGGAGUGAAGUCGUUCAGCUGUGAUCAGUGUGAUAAAACAUUUGUUUUGGCAUCAGGCUUAAAAACACACCUAAAAGUUCACACUGCUGUGAAGCCUCACGUUUGUUCUUUUUGUGGAAAGUGUUUUACACGAGUGCAGUAUUUAAAAGAGCAUGAGAGUAUUCAUACUGGUGUGAGACCUCAUGUUUGCUCUGACUGUGGGAAGACCUUCAUUAUAUUAGGCAACUUAAAAUCACACCAGAGAGUUCAUACUGGAGAGAAACCGUACAAGUGCUCACACUGUGGAAAGAGUUUUGCUCGGUCAGAUUCCUUGAAAAGGCAUGAGAGAAUUCAUACUGGAGAGAAGUGGGAAGAGUUUCACGCAAUUAUCUCAUCUAUAGACUCAUAAGAACAAAAAAAUGCCCAAAGCUGUCUAAUUAGCAAGUGUUCAUGUUCAGAUACAUCACUUACAAGUAGAAUUUUUUUCCCCCAAAAUCAUGCAGCCCUACUUACAAGUAAAUGAUUUGACAUUCAUAUCAUUUUAAUAUUGAUUUAAAGGGGUCCUAUUAUGCUUUUCCACUGUUUUAACUUAAGUUGGUGCGUUUUUUAAAAGAACCAGAAUCGUGCAAGUUUCGGUUCCAAAAACAGUUCUGGUGUUAUGGGUGGGCAAAAUGUGGGGAGCGUAUCCUUUAAUAGAGACGUCUCACCUCAUGAACAUUAAAGGACUGAAAAGCCCUCGCGCUACUCAUAUAUGUCAGAUAUCGAGAGUGAUGCAGAAAGCUGCACAAUUGAUCUUUAAAAGAUUGCGUUCUCGAUUUCAUCACCCACAUGAUCUAAUUUCUAAAUGACAAUGAUUCGCCUGUAUAUUAAACCUCUGACAAAAAUAAAAUCGCGACAUUCAAACCUGCGUUCGCGCUUUCACUGAUCUAGAGAGCAGUUGUCAUGUUUGGAUAUAAAUAGCUUCACAAACAAUCUUUUCAAACUUACAGUAUCAUUAUUUCUGUUACAAAUGUUCAAAUUAUCACAGAAGUAUAAAAAAAGUUUAUUAUUCAGAUAGAAAUGCUGAUGUUACUGAUCAAAAUUGAAUAAAUCACCUUCUGAAAGUAACUGGACUUCAAAUAACGACUGUAUUGAUUGCAUUGUUACGCCACUAGAUGGCAACAAAUUACUAUUAAAAAUGUAUCUAUCACUGAAUCAUUCUUUCAGAAACAAGUGAAGUCUUUAUGAAUCCAACUUACAAAAAUAUUCUGUUUCGCCUGUCUGGAUCUUACAUGUGUGUUCAAGCAUCUUAUUUGUGUUUAAUUUCUGGUAACACUUUACAAUAUGGUUCAUUUGUUAUGAACUAACCAUGAGUAAUACAUUUGUUACUGUAUUUGUUAACGUUAGUUAAUAAAAAUAUAGCUGUUCAUAGUUUGUUCAUGUUACUUCACAGUGCCUUAACUAAUGUUAACAAACUCUUGAUCAGCAUUUUAAUAAUGUAUUAGUAAACUGAAAUUAACAUUAACAAAGAUUAAUAAAUGCUGUAGAAAUGCAGUUCAUGUUAAUGUAGGCCUAGUUAACUGAUGUUAACUAAUGAACCUUGUUGUAAAGUGUGUAAAGUGAAUUUGUUGAGAUCAGCAGUCUGUUAAAUUCAUUUUAAAAGAAUAAUAAACACAAAAGGACUGUUUGAUUUGAGUGUUUUGCAUUUUUUCCCCCUUACUACUAUUUUUUUAUUGGUUGUUUAAUUAUUUUAAUGGAACCGGAAGUGGAACUGGAAUCAUUAGGCGGAACCAGAAUCGGAACCGGAAAAUUUCUUAUGAUUCCCAACCCCAUGUUUGAGCAUAAAAAAGAUCUGCAAGGUUACAAAGCUCAAAGUCCACUCCAAAGGGUGAAAUUUUAUUUAACAGAAUCCACUUUUCAAGAACUACAACGAACGGUUUGUUUGGACUACAGCGUGAUUUUUCUGGGUUUUAUAAAGUCAUAAUAAUGUUCCUCGUUUAAAUAAUCCACACCCACGGAAUACGCAAAAUAAGGGGACGAGGCCUACCAAUCACAACACACUAGGCCAGCUAACCAAUCACAGCACAUUUCGGAAAAAGGGGCUUCAUCGAAAUCAGCGUAUUCAAGCUAGACUGGAGAGAGAGGUGCUGUAAUAAUGUAAAAUAAUGUAAAUAAUGCGUUUUUUUUUUUUUUUUUUUUUUUUUUGAACAAUCAAGCAUGAAAACAUAUUCAAGUACACCCCCAAAACAAAAUCAAGACUUUGUAAAAGGGCAUAAUAGGACCCCUUUAAUCUAAGAGGAUAAUCUGCUAAAUCUAUUGGUGACAGUUUGGUCAAGCAUUGCCAACCAUUGUAACAUGAUUUAUAAUCACAUGAUUCAACUUUAAUGAACUUCAGACACUUGUUUUGCAUUAAAAGAUUUCUAAAGUUUUUUCAGGUGAACUGCGGUGUGCCCCGAUACGGGUUGUGUUGAGCCAUUUGUUAGUCUGGUUGUUUGAUGAGCUACUGUCAGCAAAGCUGGGUGUUUGUUGAUACAGAUUUCAUCUCUUAUUGCGAUUUAUUUUGUUGAUUAAAUUUAAGAAUAUGAUGCAAGUGACAACCGAUAUGUUUACAGUUUUUCAAAAAACAAUUGUUUUUUGCUCACAAAAUUUUCUUACAAAAACCUUAAUGGGAAUCAGGAAUCAUAAUGUCUAUUACAGUAUACAACAUAAAUAUGGGGUGCCAAUAGAGUGACAUACAACACGCUUUAAGUUAUUUUCAUCACACUGUGAAGUGAUCUAGAGAAAAGCAAACUGAAAGGUAUGAAUCUCGUUAUGCAACAAUACAGCAUACUGUCAAUUUCGGGUCACCCUCACUCAGCACUUUUUUUUUUUUUUCAGAAAUCAUUAGAUUAAUUUUGAUUAUUCUAUGGUUAAACCAUGGUUACUUGUAGUAAAACCAUGGUUAUUUUUAGUUAAUUUGGUUUUACGACAAAACCAUAGUUAAACCAUUGUUAAUUUUCAUACGUGUUGAACAAAAAGUCAAAGUAUCACCAAGUUAUGUUUACCACAGGCUUUAUUUUACUCCUGAAUUGAAAAACCCCAUAAGAAAAUCUCAAGGGAACAAGGAGGUGGGGCUUUGUCAUCAUACUUGCACCACUAUUUUGAUUUCAGACAUAACAUUAAAGAAAAAAAGUUCUACAAGUUUUGUUCUAACAUUCUGUUUACUUGUAAAUUAUUAUGCAACAGUCUGACACACAGAACUAGAGUUUUUAAGUUAAAUGCCUGUAUCUCUGAAUUGCAAACUAUUCCUUUGUCUCUAAUUUACACACAUUCACUCAUUUAAUCAGAUUUAAGUCAUCUCAUUUAAGUCUGAUUACAGCAAUCAACCCUCAUCAAUAUUCUUUCAGCUUCUUUCUGAACUGAAUUGAAAGUUUAACAGUGCUGGAAAUAUAGAGCUCUCUCUCUCUCAGGUAAAACAUUCUGGGAACAAUUAACCAAACAUUGUAUCAUUAUUUCAUACAUCCUAUUUGUAACCAUUUCAAUUUUAGUUAAUACUGUUAUAUUAAACUUUGUUGCCGCACCAGUGCUCUUCAUGUGAUCUAAUUUAAAGACUCGUAAGAAAAAGCAUUGCCCAAAGUUGUCUAAGUGAGCAAAGUUCAUGGUCAGAUCCAAGUAUAGUUUGAUAUAAUUCUAAUAAAGCAAAAGUUGGAUUUUUUUUUUU